Molecule: messenger RNA, 2862 nt
Organism: Penicillium daleae
Lineage: Eukaryota; Fungi; Ascomycota; Eurotiomycetes; Eurotiales; Aspergillaceae
Exons: 1
Coding region: 1-2862 (953 amino acids)
Molecular function (GO): protein binding
Source: RefSeq, a predicted model, not a curated record
AUGGAGUUCCGUCGCCGCUCCAAGCGCAGCCCACUCUCUUCCGCUGCCCUCCUGCUCGGCCUCCUCGAUUCUACCAUCGCCAUUCCAUACACCCCGUCCUCCAUCUUCCUCUCGCCAUCACACAAUGACUCUCUCGCCUAUCUGCUGCAGCCCAGCAGCUCCGCCACUGGCAAGACCGAGUUCCUGUCGCUAAGCAUCUCCAUGAUCCUCGACUCGCAAAACCCCACCUACCACACCUUGCUCUCGGCGACCCCCUUCCAGACUACGGAGGGUAAUUCGACCUUCAUCCCCGUCAUUGACGAUCGCGGCAUCAUUUCAGUCUACACCGGAGACUGUCACGAUGGAUCGGGGACCGACUCCUUGUGGCAAUUCCAGCCUGACAACACCAGUUCGAUCGGCAAUGGAUCUUGGACCCAGCUCACGGUGGCCUCGGAAGAGGGAAGUACAAGACCGAAUUACCUGGCUGCCGGAUUCUCAUUCGUGCCCAACAACACGACUGGAACUACCUUCUACUCGUUUGGUGGGAUGUGUCCCUUCGCAAACAGCACAGAUGAUACCUGGAUCUAUGCAGCAAACUAUUCGCAGACCAUGGUUGUCAUGGAUCCUGAUUCAAGUCACGCCUCUGAAUACGAUGCUAGAGUUACUGGAGACCGCGCACCCCCUGUCCCCGAGGCAGGAAUGGUCGUAGUUCCAUUUUCAGAGAUGCAUUCGCGGACCCAAUCCCAACAAGACUUCCUGUUUAUCGGCGGCCAUACCCGAGAGGCCUUUCUCAACAUGUCCCAGCUGGCCAUAUUCUCGGUGCCACAAGAAAGCUGGGCCUUUGUCAGUGUCACCUCAGAUCCUAAGCCCAGAACGGAACUGGCUGUACGAGAUGCUGUAGAGGUGGAACCUCGAUCUGGCCACGCCGCUGUGCUGUCCCAGGAUGGAACGAAGGUUUAUGUGGUUGGAGGCUGGGUAGGAGACACGUCUACGCCUGCGGAUCCUCAAUUUGCGGUUCUUCAUAUCGGCGAAGAGUAUGGCGGCACGGGUGAAUGGGCCUGGACUGUGCCCCCCUGUGAGGGAGUGGGGAUUGCCGAGGGAACUGGACUGUUUGGUCACUCGGUGGCCAUGCUCCCUGGAGGUGUACUGAUGAUUGCUGGAGGAUACACUAUUCCCAAGCAAUCAUCGUCCAAACGAGCGACGUCCCUGGCGGAACGUAACUCGCAGGUAUAUCUCUACAACACAACCUCAAGCAGCUGGGUGAAUUUUUAUUCCGAUCCCUCUGUCAGCUAUGCGUCCACAGAAGCAUCCCACCAUUCCCUUUCUUCCGGUCAAAAAGCAGGACUUGGAGUUGGGCUAGGUCUCGGAAUACCACUUGUCAUUACCAUUGCCCUCUGUGUAUGGAGAUACCAUCGGAAGCGCACCGUCCGAAGCAAGCGUGACUCACAACUCCGCGAGUUGGCCCUCGGCGCUGAACGUGCUCAUUUCUGGACUCGAGAUGAGCCUCACCAGGCGAGUAGUAUACGCGGAUCGCAGAUGAGCGAGAAACAAGAGCCCGCAGCCGCUUCCCCUUGGUCCGUGAAUCGAAGUGUCGCAUCGCGGCCGGGAUCCUGGAAAGACUCCAAUGAUGGCCUUGCAGAAAGAACUGGUCUGCUGGCGGACACUUCUCCUACUAAAGGGACGCGACCCAUGAGCCAACAAAGAACGUAUCGUCCAUCUAGCUACGCCGAUUACCGUCGCAGCGAUACGACGAGUGAGAUUCACCCGAUUGAUGAACGCGAGGAAGAUGAGGCGAUGUUCCGGGAACGGCUCAUGGCAACAAUUCCAAAGGACACGAAGCCUGCCGUCCAGGAGCAAGAGGAUCCAUUCGCAGACACUCCGUUUGUGACGCCACGGACCACCAUCUUUGGUGUCGGCCUAGGGCCGUUCUACAGCCGCCGAAAGGAUAAUGGCUCUGUAUCAGACGGCCGUGCCUCUCCGGCUGGAAAGAGCGACAGAACAUCCACCAAUCUGUCUGAGUCUUCAGCCUUCUCCUUCUGCUCCGCCACAACCAAGCCCACCGGGCAGGUCUCACAGGCUCGCGCAGUUCUCGUGGAAAGACCCCUGAGCUGGGGCAGCAGCGCUGAACAACUCGCAGCCGGAUCAACGCACAGCGACGCCGAUGGCAUGAACGCUCCCUCGGUGAAAUCCAUCUCAACGGACUCCUACUCCACCGCUCAAACCACCUUCUCCCAACGCCAGGCCGAGAACGAGUCUCUCCUCCACGAUACAAACGAACUCAUCACCCCUAUCACUCCAACCGAAUCCUCACCCUCCAAACUCCCCGCAUCAAAGCCCAGGACAUCAGACUGGAUGCUCAACACCGUCCGCCGCGCUCUAACACUCACCCGUCGCAGCGGUACCUCCACCCAGCGCGACGACGACGUCGAUGAAACAGCCUACCUAGCCUCGGGCAUCGACCGACGCAGCACCAUCCUAGCCACAAGCUCCCCAUCCAUCGGCAGCGGCGCCAACGCCCCCCGCCGCGCAGUCAGCGCCUCUGCAGAACUCUUCCGCCGCAAACAAGGCGCGAAGGACUGGAACGCGAAGAAGCGACUAUCCGAGGGGCCCGUUGCCAUGUCUCGCGGUACACGCGAUGACCUCUUCAUCGGGGCACCGGGUUACCUCGGUGACGACGAGACCUGUGACGAGUACGAGGAUGAUUGGGAUGUUGAAGGUGCGGCGGAGGGUCGCAGUGUGCAGAUGACAUAUACCGUGCCUCGUGAGAAGUUGCGGGUUGUCAAUGCUUCGGCGCGGGAUAUGGAUAAUAUCUCGGAGCGUUCGAUUAGUGGUGGUGCCAGGCGGAUUAGUGACUCGAUGGGCCAGCGACGGGUUAGUCGCUAG